Aspergillus vadensis CBS 113365 is the source of this 507-nucleotide messenger RNA. RefSeq lists its product as uncharacterized. The record is from RefSeq and is a predicted model, not a curated record. The transcript is spliced from 7 exons. The coding region runs from base 1 to 507 and encodes 168 amino acids. Lineage: Eukaryota; Fungi; Ascomycota; Eurotiomycetes; Eurotiales; Aspergillaceae.
AUGUCUACUCCAGAGUCUCCAUACUUUUUCCCAGUCCCUAGUGUAGUAUUGGUGGGGAUCUUCCAUGGAUACUUUAUAAGCAAAGCUCUUGGGACGGUCAUUCUCUCUAUUUUAAUGAAUUCUACAGUAAUUAUCUUUUCUGGAAAGUUCUUUAUUCAAGAAUAUAUAAUUAUAUUAAUCUUUAAUAGUACGGGAUUUGCCCUUGCUACGGCAUCUAUUACUGACUCUGUAAUAUUAAAUACUGCUAGUUUUACUGGAAGUCUGUUUACCAUAUUACAAAGUGCUGUGAUAGGAGGUGCUGUUAUAGGAGUAUUUAUAAUAGCUUUAAAUAUUAGUAUUAUAAUGGUGGGAUCCGUGGCAAUCAGAAUACAGUGGAAUUAUUUUAAAACAGUACCACGGAUGGGCUAUAAUAUUAAAAAUACUAGUAAGACUGGAUACUGUAAUAGUGAUCAGCCAGAUAAUGGAUUUAAUUACAGGGUAAAAAAGGAAUGGGUAAAAUUGCUUUAG